AAAAAAAGAAUGCCUCCACCGGGUUUUAACCUGCAGAAUCUCAGUAAUGAAUCCACCAAAAAAGACGAAACAGGCACUCUUGAUGUCCCUUUGAAAUUCUUGGAUCAGGACUACCAGGAGAUGCAGAAGAGCUGCAUCACCAAUAAGAUGAGAUUUGUUGAUGACAAGUUCCCUCCAGACGGUAGCUCCAUUGACCCAAAGAAAAAACUUAAACUGGAUCUGGACCAGAUCAAGUGGUUGAGACCAUCAAAUAUAGUGUCAGACCCUCAACUCAUUGUACAGGGGGCAUCUAGGUUUGACUAUUCCCAAGGAUCUUAUUUAGGGAACUGCUGGUUUCUUGCUUCAGUUGGGGCUUUAACAUUUCAGAAUGACAUCAUGGACCAGGUCAUGCCAGCUGACCAGUCAUUUGGUAAAGAUUAUGCAGGGAUAUUUCACUUCAGAUUCUGGCGAUUUGGGAAAUGGAUUGAUGUUGUCAUUGAUGACAAACUGCCAACAAUCAAAGGACAGCUCAUUUUUGUUCAUGCAAAAACAUCUAAUGAGUUUUGGCCUGCCUUACUGGAGAAAGCUUAUGCCAAGGUGUGCGGCUCCUAUGCUGACAUGCAUGCUGGUUGUGUAUCUGAGGCUCUGCUGGACUUCACCGGUGGCAUCCAUGUGUACUUCAAACUGAAACAAACUUCCACUGAUUUGUGGAGCCUGAUGGACCGUGCAGUCAAAGCAAAGGCCCUCAUGGGCUGCAGCACUUCUCGUGGGGAUACAUCUGCAAACACAGUAUUACCCAAUGGCAUCGUUCAAGGCCAUGCAUAUACAGUGACAGGGGUUUUCAAGGUUACAUCUCAAGGAGAACCAAUAAAGCUGGUGAGAGUGUUGAACCCUUGGGGAAAAGGCGAGUGGACUGGUGCCUGGAGUGACAAGUCAUUAUUGUGGAACAAUGUGAGUGAAAGUGACCAAUCCAAUUGUCGUUCUUUGGCCAUUGAUGGGGAGUUCUGGAUGUCAAUGGAGGACUUCACUGAAAACUUCAAGGACAUUGAUAUUUGCUGCCUCAGUCCUGAUUUUCUGAACAGUUCUUCUAAAUACAGCUGGACUUCCAUGUGCUAUUAUGGCAGCUGGGAUGCUGGGAGUACAGCUGGUGGCCGCCCCAAUAAUAAAGAGACUUUCUGGACAAACCCUCAGUUUCGGGUGAGGAUUGAGAAGCUUGAUGAGGAAUGUGCUAGCGGCCAGUGUCCUGAAAACAUACUGGUGUCCCUCAUGCAGAAACAUGAAAACAGAUACAGAAGUCUUGUUUCUAACUACUUCAUCGGCUUCAGUGUUUUUGCGAUACCACCAGAGAUGAAAGAUGAGAAGUUCCCAGCCAAGUUCUUCUAUAAUAAACGUCCUGUGGAAGCUAGUGAGAAAUUUACCCAAGCAAGACAUGUGAUGAAAUUAUUCAAGCUUGAACCAGGAGAGUAUCUCAUUGUACCAUCCACUCUAAAUCCUAAUGAGUGUGCAAAAUUCAUGCUGUCCAUCUUUUUAAAGAGUGGAUCCCUUAAGAGGAAAUUAGAAAACCUAUCAUGAUGACAUUGUAUGAGAUCAUUAAGGAACAAUUAGUGAGGCAACCAGUGGAAAGACACCAGUGCAUUGAUUUUAUAUAAGUUAUUUUAUUUCUGUCAUAUUAUU
Messenger RNA from Carassius carassius (crucian carp), 1653 nucleotides. Its product is annotated as calpain-1 catalytic subunit-like. The record is from RefSeq and is a predicted model, not a curated record. The transcript has 12 exons. Bases 10 to 1551 code for a protein of 513 amino acids. Gene Ontology annotation, molecular function: calcium-dependent cysteine-type endopeptidase activity. Gene Ontology annotation, cellular component: cytoplasm. Lineage: Eukaryota; Metazoa; Chordata; Actinopteri; Cypriniformes; Cyprinidae. Gene Ontology annotation, biological process: proteolysis.